AUGGUGUGUGACAGCAUGCAAGAUGCAGAAAGAACGCCCACCGCCCGGGAGCCCAGGGUAGCGGGAACGGCUGCUGGGGCCCCUGGGGAUGGCACAACGCGGCGCUACCGCUGCCGUUACCCUCCAACAGCCGGUGCCGGCCCAGCCCGGCCCCUCCGGCAGAAGGCCUCACCACGGCCCCGCACCCAAUCGGAACCUGCCUUACUGUUGCCAUGCGAACGGCGGCGCCUCUACCCAAUCAGACGCGAGGGCCGUUGUUACUACGGCAACAGCGUCCCGGCACCAGGGAGCGGCGCGGAACGGCGCCGGUACCGGCGGGUCCCCGUUACUCCCGCAGACUUAGGAGUAGCUGAUGACUGUCUGAUAUAUUUUACACCUACCCCUGUGAGCUCUGUCCCACAUCCCACAUUAUUCUCCUGGGACAUUGGGCAGAUCUUACUUCAAAAGACAGAUGAAAAAGAAGAUGAACUGAAAAAAGCAUUUCAGAUGCUUGAUGUUGGUCAGACCCUGACAGUCACAAAGGGUGAAUUCAGGAGAGUGAUUGAAACCUUUCUCUUCCAUCUAACAGAAGCUGAAUUUGAUGCUGUGCUGGCAGAGAUCCCAAAUAUUGGCAAAGUUACUGUUCCAUAUCUUGACUUCCUGUCAAAGUUCACUAAAAUUGCCAGAAACACCAGCAUGCUCAAAAGGUUGAACAGCCACAGUCGCCAAACAAUGACAUUAAGUCAGCUGGAAUCCCUGUUGAAGGAGAAAAUUGCAAAGAAUGUGAAAAACAUUAUCAGGUGCUGCAGACUUUUUGACUACAGCCGUGCAGGAUGGAUACAGAGGCACACACUACGGCAAAUUCUUGAGACCACCUGUUUUAGGAUGAAGGACUCAGAAUUUGAAAAGCUGUGGAACCGUUACUGUGUUAGAGACUCUAAUGUGAUGGAUUAUAAAGAAUUUCUGAAGAAUUUUGGCAUAACUGACAAAGCUGCAGACUUUGCUAAAUCAGUUUUCUUAACAGCGCUAAUCUGCCAGAAAAUAAAAGAGAAGGAACAGAAGCAGAAAAAACUUUUUCUACAGUCUUCACCAGCUGAGUGUGCUGUGACAGAGUGCAGUCUGGAUCGCACUGAGAAGGCAUUUAGAGAAAAGCUGUGUUCAGCCUACCAGGACAUUGAAAAAGCCUUCAGAGCAAUUGAUGUCAGUCGGAGUGGAUUUGUGUCUUUGGAUUACUUGAAGUCAGUCAUAAAUGGCUUUAUAUUUCCUUUGCCAAAUGAAACUUUUCAAGAGCUAAUGAAUAGAGUAAAUCCAGCUAGAGGAGAUGAAGCUUUCUCCAGUGAUACUGUUGUUCAGAAGCUGUGCAGAUACAUCCAAGAUGCUUAUCCCUCUUUAAAGCAGGCAUUCCUUAUGCUUGAUGAAAAACGAGAUGGAAAGAUCACAAGAAAUGACCUUUGUCAUGUUUUAUGUAACUUGGUAUUUCAAAUGAAAGAUAAAGACUUCCAGGAGUUAACUGACAUAAUUGAUCCAGAACAGACUGGAUACCUUGACUACCAUGAAUUUUUAGACUUGUUUGAAGUAAAAGAACCAGUACAAAGCACAGGAAGAAGUGGAUAUACUACUUCCAGGAUUUCUGUUACGGUGAACAUUGAGGACAUUUGUGUAUUUGCAUUAUUGAACUGUGGCAUUGUUGAAAAGUGCAGGUUAUGCUAUAAAUACAAGGAUAACUCUUCUGAUGGAAUCUUUUACAAGAUGCUUUUGGAUAACUUAAAAGUUGCUGUUCUUUCUGGUGACUUAAAUGGUAUCAGCUCGCAUAUAUCAAAGGAAAAACAACAAAGAAAAGAAAAAAGGCAAACAGAGCUUUCAAAAAGAAUCAACCAGAUUGAAGAUCAAGUUAACAAAUACACCCAGAAUAGAACUGUUGAUGAAGUAAUUAAAAGGCUGAAGGACAGAGUGAUACAACAGGCAGCAACUAUUAAAGACAGCUUUUUUGCCUACAAUAAGCAAUCACGGGGGAAAAUUAAUAAGGCUGGCUUGCAGAAGGUGUUGGAAGAUCAUGGCAUGCCAAUGGAUGACAGUCAAUUUAAUCUACUAACAGAAAAGCUAGGGUUACCAGAUGGAGGGUUGAGUUAUUUGGAUUUUGUGGCAAUACUGGAAGAUGCCAGAUUGAAUGGGCCAGGAGCUACGUUAUGUAACAGCCCAAACCACAGAGUAAAUGAUGCUAAAUAUCACUACAUGACUGCUGAAGAAUGUCUCAAUCAACUUAAUGAUAAGCUGAUGGAAGUCUAUGGGGACACCUAUUCUGCCUUCCGUGAAACAGACAGUAACCAUGACGGUAUCAUCAACAUGCUUGACUUUCGGCAAUUCUUGGAGAGAUUUCUGUUUCAUCUUAGAGAUGAGGAAUUCCUGCACCUACUUGGUUUGUUGGGAAUGAACCUGAACUCCAUGUUAAAUUACCAAGAAUUCUGUCAACUGUUCCACACCCAAGAAUCUAAGGAGGUACCUCCUAGGCUCGUGCCAUCUCACAAAAAAAAACAGAUGAUAACGGAUGCAGAGGUAGCUUGUGAUCACACUCAUUACUACCUUGUUAUCAAAGCAAGAACCAGAUGGCAUGACCUAGCAAGGAAUUUUCAGGAAUUUGACAGUGAAGGAAAUGGCAUUAUACAGCCAAGGGACUUGAAGAAAGUCUUGUUCAGAUUUGGCAUUCCAAUCACCCCAGAAGAAUUUAAGCAGCUUUGGGCAAGGUAUGAUACAGAUGCAAAAGGAUAUCUUACUCACCAAGAAUUUUUACAGAAACUGGGGAUAGAGCCUGCACCUGCUGACACAGGGCUCAGCAGACACAUCACAGAAGACAGCUAUGCACAUUUACAAGCACAUUAUAACAAUCAACAAAAGAAGCAUUCAAAGCUGGAAGAGCAGCAGAAACAGCAAACUAAAGCUCUGCAUGUAAGAGAAAUUAAAAAGCAGAUCAAGGAUAAAUUUAGGGAUUACUUCCAAGAUUUCAAUAAGGCCUUUCAUAAAGUGGAUAAAAAUAGAGAUGGCUAUGUAACAGUAUGUGACCUGCACAGGAUCCUACAAGAAUUCAACUAUUACCUUGAUCAUGAUCAGUUCAAUAGUCUUCUAAACAGCUUAGGAAUCAGCAUUCAUGACAGCAAGCUCUCUUAUUUUGAUUUCCUGAGAGCAAUUGAUGAUGGCAGAGCAUCUAAAUACCAACAGAGACAAAAGCAGGCUGCACCACCUGCAAGCUUUGCAGCGCUCAGCUUAGAACAGACCCUAAUUAAGAUAAAAGAAAUAGUUGCAUCAUCUUAUGAUUUGUUGUACAAGGCAUUUUCUCUAUUUGAUAAAGAAGGCACUGGAGUAAUUAAAGCACUGGAAUUUCAGCAAGUACUUGACCAUUUCUGCUUUAAAUUAUCAGACAGACAGUUCAGGCACCUUCUCAAGAACCUUAACCUUUGUGAGGACUUCACAGUAGACUGGAAAGUUUUCCUGAAAAACAUAAAUCCCCUCAUAGAGACUGAGGAAGGGCAAAAAGUCAUUCCGCCUAAGUCUUCUCGGGAGCUGUCAGAGAGAGGCAUCCUCUCACAGAUACAAGAAGUAGUAACUGCUGGUUUUAACACAAUUGCACACGAGUUUAAAGAUAUUGACUCUUCAAAAGAUAAUACAGUAUCAAAAGAGGAGUUCUGGGAUAUAUGUAACUGACAUUUUCAGCAUCUAAGUGAAGAAGACUCUGAAAAUCUUUGGAACACAGUGGAUGUCAGCGCUGACGGACGGUUGAAGUAUCAGGACUUUUUGAGGAAGUUCAGCUCAGAACUUGUAACGAUGCCAUCAAGCACUCCCAGUGCAACCAGGUCUGCAACUUCUAUCAAGCCAGCUCCCGGUGCCGUGCAGGAGCCACAUAUGUCUUCUCAGCCUGAACGUCCCAAGACAUCAUCUUCUCUAGUAGGGCAAAGGAGCAUACCAACAUCCAGUCGUCCUCAGACAACAACAACUUGUUCUACACCUAUCCUUAACUGUGAAACAAUAGAAAAUAAGAUAAGAAAGAACAUCCAACAUUCCUGGAGAGGCAUACUGAACGCGUGCCAAGAGAAGGAUGUCAGCAAGCUAGGAGAAAUCGCAGUGUCAGACUUCCUAGAUAUAGCAGAGAAGUUCAAUUUGGAUUUAAGUGAAGGGGAAAUUAAUCAAAUAACAACAAAAUAUGCUUUAAAGAAAAAUGGAAGAUUUGCAUACUACGAUUUCCUUCAGAGUUGUAUCUUGUUGUUAAAACCACAGGAAAGGUCACUGCUACAGAGGGUAAUUAUACAGAAGCCACAAAACCCGAUGAGUCCUGGACCACAAACCACGUCAUUCUUCAGCGCAAUGCUGAGAAUUCAGCCCCAGAUCUUGCGCUGCUGGAGACCAAUGAAGCGAACUUUUAAAUCCUAUGACGAAAGUCAUACUGGACUGUUAGAUAUUGCAGACUUCAGACAAGUUCUUCAUGAGUACAACAUCAACCUAACUGAAGAGGAGUUAUUCAACAUUUUGGAAUAUUAUGAUAAAACUUUGUCUUCAAGAAUAUCCUAUAAUGAUUUUCUCUGGGCAUUCAUACAGUAG
This is a messenger RNA of Nipponia nippon (crested ibis), 4566 nucleotides long. The record is from RefSeq and is a predicted model, not a curated record. NCBI's taxonomy places the organism in Eukaryota, Metazoa, Chordata, Aves, Pelecaniformes, Threskiornithidae.